Molecule: messenger RNA, 1356 nt
Organism: Eupeodes corollae
Lineage: Eukaryota; Metazoa; Arthropoda; Insecta; Diptera; Syrphidae
Product: ornithine decarboxylase 1-like
Exons: 7
Coding region: 107-1297 (396 amino acids)
Cellular component (GO): cytoplasm
Molecular function (GO): ornithine decarboxylase activity
Source: RefSeq, a predicted model, not a curated record
UUUUAAAAGGCACCUGCUUACACAUCGAAUCAUUCAGUCUUUUCACUACCGUCUAAAGAGAACAGUCCUUAACUUGAAAACAAAUUUAAAUUAAAAUAUUUUCAAAAUGCCGACCGCCGUAUCACAAACAAUUAAUUUCUACAAAGGAAAAUUUCAAUUGAAAAAUGAAAUUAAAAAAUUUAAUUUAAAAAAUAUGGACGAAGCUCUCAAUAUAUGUGAUUUGACCACUGUAAUAAAUAAAUUUUAUACAUGGAAGCAACUCAUGCCGAAUGUAACCCCAUAUUAUGCUGUUAAGUGUAACGAUGAUCCUUAUAUUAUAAAAACUCUUGCUGAUCUUGGCGCCGGAUUUGAUUGUGCAUCGAAGAAUGAAAUAAAACAAGUUCUUGAGCUGGGUGUAAGUCCAGAACGGAUCAUUUUUGCGAAUCCUAUGAAGGCGACUUCGCACAUUGAAUAUGCAAAGUCGGAAAACGUCACUGAUAGCACCGUGGAUAAUGAAUUUGAAUUGUAUAAGAUUUUUAAAAGUUUUGGCGAGUCCAAUGUGGUUCUUCGAUUUCUUUCGGAAGCUGAAAACGCACUGUGUCCACUUGGCGAUAAGUUUGGAUGCGACGCCUUUGAAGAUGCUGCUGCAGUGAUUCUACUAGCUGGAAGUUUAGGGAUGAACGUUAUUGGUGUGAGUUUCCAUGUUGGAUCCGGGUGCAGCGAUUAUCCAGCAUAUGAAAGGGCUAUUUCUACAGGUGCCCAGUUAUUCAAAUUCGGAAAACUAAUCGGCCAUCAUAUGACAUUACUUGAUAUUGGCGGUGGAUUCCCUGGCGAUAACGAUGCUAUGUUUGCAAAAAUUGCUAGGGUAGUUAACAGUUCUGUGGACAAAUAUUUUAAGGGCAUUCCGGUGCGAGUUAUUGGGGAGCCUGGACGUUACUUUGUAGCAGCUGCGUACACACUUGUUUGUAAAGUUUAUUCUAAACGUGAAAUCAGAGACACCGAUGGAAGACUCAAGAAGAUUAUGUAUUAUAUCAACGACGGGGCAUAUGGAACAUUCAAUUGUCUUCUGUAUGAUCACAUCAAUAUCAAAGCAAUUCAUUUCGAGAGUGAAGUGAAAGAAACAUUCAAUAGCUUAAUUUGGGGACCAACUUGUGAUGCACUCGAUAAGAUAUGUGAUAACUUGUAUCUUCCGAAUUUGAAAGAGGGAGACUUUAUUGCCUUUCCAAACAUGGGAGCUUACACCAUUCCUACUGCCAGUCCAUUUAAUGGAUUUAGUGUUCCUAAGACCCGAUAUUUUUUAAGAAGCGAUUUUUUAUAAUAAACGGGUUGUGUUUCGAUGUGACACAUUAUAUUUUAAAUAAAAUAUUUAAAAGCAUA